Molecule: messenger RNA, 2658 nt
Organism: Trichoplax adhaerens
Lineage: Eukaryota; Metazoa; Placozoa; Uniplacotomia; Trichoplacea; Trichoplacidae
Exons: 13
Coding region: 1-2658 (885 amino acids)
Molecular function (GO): ADP binding
Source: RefSeq, a predicted model, not a curated record
AUGACUAGCAGUUGUCAUAUAUCUCGUCAUGAGUGCAUGGAUCUUUUAUUAUCAGCUCUAAAAAAUAUAGAUCGGAAAUCAGGCCAUGUCUUCGUAUAUGGCAUGGCUGGAAGUGGAAAAACGACGAUAGUUAGCAAAGCUAUACGACAUUUAGUAAGCAAUAUCAACGAUUUGCCUUAUGGAGCAUAUUGGAUUCACAUAGGUAAUAUUGACCAAGAAACAUUAUUUGAGACUUUAAGAUCUUUAUGCCUUCGUUUACGAAUGUCUGCGGACGAACUGCCACAAAAGCUGCAUCAAGUUGUUAAAUGCCUUAAUCAGUUUUUAAAAAGAAACAGGAAAACUUCCGAAUCAGUUUUCAUUUUCGAUGAUGUUUGGGAUGCUUCCUACUUUAGAUAUUUUCAGUUUGCUUCGAAAUCGAUUGUGAUAACGCGUAACGUUGAUCCAGAAUUAAAAUUAAACUACACUCUAGUCAAAAUUCCGAAUUUUACCUAUGCAGAAACUGUACAAAUCUUAAGCUCGAAGGGCAAGCAACCUAUGAUUAGCAAGAAGCAUCAUGCAAAUUCCCAUCAUGCCGAUCAAUAUAUGGAGAUUUAUCAAAUUUAUUUAGGGUUACCUCUCGCUGUAUCUAUUAUUAGACGAAUUGAAUUUCAUGAUCGAUAUAAAUGGAAUGAUAUCAAAGCAAUAAUUGAUGAAGAAGAGAUCAGUAUUGGGCGUCACAAAUCAUUAAAUGAUAAAUUAGAUGUCUUAAUAUCAUGUGCUUUAAAUAAUUUAUCAGAAGAGAGAAGGGAACUGUUUAGGCUGCUGGGCGUUUUUCGUAGUAUAAGGAUUCCCAUCAGUAUGAUUACCAUUUUGUGGAAUUAUUCUGAACAUGAAACUAUAAAACUUCUUCAACAGCUACAAGAGAGAUCGUUGCUGACAUAUUAUCAACAAUUAGACCAUCGAAAUAUAUUAAGGGGCUAUUGCUUACUACAUAAUAUUGUCAUGGAUUAUCUCCAAAAAUCUAUAGAUGAAGAAAGUUUGCAUAUUUCUUCUUCAAAUUCUAUGGUUAAAGCAUUGAAUACGGUUUUAAUCACCAAUACAGAAUUGAAAUAUGGUUAUGAAUGGUAUCGUCAUGAGGAUGACGGUUAUUUCUACCGAUAUAUUAUCGACCAUGCUCUGCAAGCAUCAGCAUAUAAAAUAGUAGAAAUACUAUUGACAGAUAUAAAAUGGAUUAAUGCAACUGUUAAAAUUUGCAAAACUGUUUGGGGCUUACUAUUCAAUCUACGAGUUAUUUAUCAACAUGUAUCAGUUAAGGAGUCUCAGGAUAAAUUAAAUCAGUUCUAUCAGCUAUUACAACAGUAUGGGAUUUUUCUUAAUCAAGAUUCAGUGGACUUUAUACAAUUUCUUCUAAACUGGCUUAGUAAUGAUAGUCCUGUCUACGAACAGGCUUAUCAGAUUGCUAGAACUCUUCAAGCAAAUUCUGCAAGUAUCUAUUACCACUUAAUCUAUUCUGACAUUGAGCCAAGUCAACAAAUUUCUGCAACAUCAUUAAUUAUUCCUGAAAAGGUUUGGAAUGUAACCUCUAGAAUGUCGCAAGCAAAUAAUAUGCAUUCGCCGAAUCGAGGAAUUAAAACCGUCAAUUCUAAAAGGAGUAAACAAGAUGGUGAAAUAAUAGCGUCGGAUUUCGAUUUUAUUGAUAACUGUCCUAUUGUAGUUAAUAUUAUUAAAACAGAAGAUAAUCAUAUAAAAGUCAAGGUACGUCGUGGAGAGACAUUAGAAUCAGAAAAGAGUAGCAUGUUAGAUAUUUAUGGGCCUCAUGAUUCUUCAAAAUUUGAUGUCCGCUUGAUUGGGGACUUAAAAGGAUUUAUUGUUAUCGAGAGAUAUUUAUGCAAUAAUAAUUGUUGCCUAGAAAACCUUGAUGUAAAUCAUUGGCAUAUAAUAACUAGUUUCAAAGAUGUCGCUGAAAUCGAGGAUACCCAUGAUUUGAUGAUUACAAUGAUCAAACGAAGUAGUGGACGAGUUGUUGCAUGCUUUUGUCGCUAUAAUGAGGAAUAUUCGCAGCGAAGACUGACUUAUAUUGAUGACCAACAUGCUAUAUUUUAUUAUCGCACGUGGAAGGAUCAACAGUUUUUAAAGGUUUUUCGACUAGCUCACGAAACAGUUUAUGAGGUCUAUCAAACUUUAUUCAUGAAAUAUUGGCGAGAUAGUAUCUAUGCAUGUAGAAUUUUAGUAUCUCCAGAUGAAUUAGACAUUUACGUAACUGAUAUUUAUGAUAUUGAGAAUGAAUCAAUUAUGAAAGAAGAGCUAGGUGAUCAAGACUUUAAACAACUUGAUAGUGCUUCUUUGCGCCCAGGUGGUGUUUAUUUUCUUGUCCGAAAAGGAGAAGAAGUUGUUAUAUACGAUGAAUAUCCAUGGCUAGUAUUGAAAGCCAACGAAACUCAGUACAUUAACUGUAAUUUUCCACUUGACAAGGUCGAUCGCUUAUGGUUUAAUAAGUUGUUUGUAUUUAUUCAAGAGAGUAAAGUAUACAUAUAUAAUAAUUUUAAUUUUGAAUUGUUACAAAUUUUCGAGUCUCCAGUCAUUCAUAAUUCUCGUAAAGUUAAAGGCAGUAGAAAUCUGAAUUAUUUCAUUUGCCGUGACCGUGAUUACGGCUAUAGCAUCAUUAAAAAAAUUAGUUGA